Messenger RNA from Phragmites australis (common reed), 1658 nucleotides. RefSeq names its product xylan O-acetyltransferase 12-like. Lineage: Eukaryota; Viridiplantae; Streptophyta; Magnoliopsida; Poales; Poaceae. Gene Ontology annotation, cellular component: Golgi apparatus. The record is from RefSeq and is a predicted model, not a curated record. Gene Ontology annotation, molecular function: O-acetyltransferase activity. The transcript has 5 exons. Bases 55 to 1449 code for a protein of 464 amino acids.
CUAGACCUGGGCCACUUAGGCCUUAGCCAUGUGCAAGAGCGAUGCUCCCACUGGAUGGAGGAGCACAAUAAAAGAGGGGGGCUAACCAUCACAAUUCCUGAAGAAAGAAUGAAGUCUGAGGUCACUCCCAAGAUGUCGGUUCUCCAAUAUCCGGUUGGACUGAGGAGCAUCAUGACCUCUCUAGUGGCCUUCUUCUUCGUAGUCAGCUCAGUCCCCCUCUUGUUCGACCGAGGCCAGGAAACACAAGUGCAAAUGGUGUUGGAGCAUGAAAACCAAGAAAUGCAGGUGAAGGUGGCGGCUGCGCACCAUGAUCAGCAGCUGAGAGGCCAGGAAGCAGAGGUGCAGUGGAGAGCUGAGCUCCAGGACUCGACGAGGGGUGCCGGCAAGGAGUGCAAGUGGUCGAGGGGGCGGUGGGUGUACGACAACAUGUCUCGGCCAUUGUACUCCGGGCUCAAGUGCAGCUUCAUCUUCCCCGAGGUGGCUUGUGACAAAUAUGGCAGGAAAGAUGUCAUGUACCAGCACUGGAGAUGGCAGCCUCAUGGAUGCGACCUUCCGAGAUUCGACGCCACCAAGCUGCUUGAAAAGCUGAGGAACAAGAGAUUGGUGUUUGUGGGCGAUUCAGUCAACAGGAACCAAUGGGUUUCCUUGGUGUGCAUGGUGGAGGCCUCUAUACCUGAUGACAGGCUCAAGAUGCGUGUCUACAAUGGCUCACUCAUUUCCUUCAAGGCAUUGGAAUACAAUGCAACGAUAGACUUCUACUGGUCGCCGCUGCUGCUGGAGUCCAACAGCGACAACCCCAUUAUCCACCGGGUGGAGUACCGAAUCAUAAGGGCAGACAGGAUCGAGAAGCAUGCCAGUGUCUGGAGAGAUGCUGACAUCAUUGUCUUCAAUUCUUACCUGUGGUGGAGGAAGCAGAAGGAUGACAUGAGGAUGAAGGUCAUGUACGGAUCAUUUGAAGAUGGUGAUGCAAGGUUAGACGAAAUGGAAAUGGUCGAUGGUUUCGAGAUAGCUCUCAAGAAACUAACCGAAUGGCUCGGAGAGAAUAUUGACAAGAACAAGACUAGAAUCUUUUUCGCAGGAUCAUCACCUACACAUUCCUGGGCUAGCGACUGGGGUGGAGAAGACCGCAACAAAUGUCUUAAUGAAACGGAGCCGAUCUACAAAACCGGAUACAAAGCCGCAACUACAGAUUAUAGCUUGAUGGCCAUGGCUAAGUCGUAUUUUGGAACAUUGGAGCAGAAAGGUAUACAUGUUCAGAUACUGAAUAUCACGGAGCUGUCUGACUACCGCAAGGACGGGCAUCCGACAGUGUACAGGAGACAGUAUGUUCCUCUAACGAAAGAGCAGAUUGCAAACCCAGCCAGCUAUGCGGAUUGCACGCAUUGGUGCCUCCCCGGUGUUCCCGAUGUCUGGAACGAGUUUUUGUAUGGCUACCUUAUGUACAAAUGAUGUACUAUGCCAGAUUAUGUACUAUAUGUGAUGUACAAAUGGCAUAUCUAGGUUAGGCUGCUUUGGUGCAGACUACAUUACAUUUACAUGUAGAGAGAAAAGGAGAACUCAAAGCAUGUAUAGUGUGUAUCAGACCAGUUCUUGGCAUCAGACAGAGCAAUCGAAUUCUGAAAAAAAAAAACAUAGAAAUUUGCCAUAACACGAAACAA